Messenger RNA from Papaver somniferum (opium poppy), 2632 nucleotides. Its product is annotated as protein KRI1 homolog. Bases 169 to 2127 code for a protein of 652 amino acids. The record is from RefSeq and is a predicted model, not a curated record. The transcript is spliced from 3 exons. Gene Ontology annotation, biological process: endonucleolytic cleavage in ITS1 to separate SSU-rRNA from 5.8S rRNA and LSU-rRNA from tricistronic rRNA transcript (SSU-rRNA, 5.8S rRNA, LSU-rRNA). NCBI's taxonomy places the organism in Eukaryota, Viridiplantae, Streptophyta, Magnoliopsida, Ranunculales, Papaveraceae. Gene Ontology annotation, cellular component: nucleolus; 90S preribosome.
UUCCUCAUCUUCGUCUUUUCCCAUUUCGCUGUAAAUCCCCUACCUCCUCCUCCUCUCUCUCUUUCAACCAGAAGCCGCAGAAGCACCACUUUUUGCCCAUCAACCUUCACAUCUUCAUCUUCUCUCUCUCUCUGAACGCCACAAUCGACAGGUUUUCUGGUUAGAAAAAUGUCAGCGUUGAAAUUGUUCGAGAGUGACGAUGAUACAGAUGAAAUUUCUAAAUUGAAUGUCGAUCAUAAGUAUAAAGCGAGACAUGAAUAUAAUGAAAAAAGAAAAGAUUUAUACAGACUAGAAGAGUUAGAGAGGAAUGAAAUAGUAGAUUGUGAGAGUGAAUCUUCAGAAAGUGAACCUGAAGAGUUUGAUGAUGAUGAUGAUAUAAAGCAGUUAAUGGACGGUCUUGUUAAGGUAAAGAAUCAAGAUCCAAUUAUUAAACAGAAAGAUGCCAAACUCUUUGAAUCCGAAGAUGAUGAGAGUGAAGAGGAGGAGGAUGACAAAAAGGAGAAGAAAUCGAAGCCCAAGUAUUUGAAAGAUGUGAUUGCUGAGAAAUUGUUGGAAGAUGGGGCUGAGGAUGAAGAUGAUGAUACUAGAGUGAGGCCAGGUGGGAAGAGUUAUUAUCAGGAGCAAGAAGAGCGUAGGAAGAAAUUUCUGGAUGUUGCGGAGCGGGAGUUUGAUGAUGAUGAUGAUGAGGAUUUACUUAAGGUGAAGAAGAGGGGGGAAGAGGAGGAGGAUGGAGAGAAUGAGGAGAUUAAGAAGAAAUGUGAUGAUUAUUUUGGGAACGAUGAGGGUUUAGAUGAGAAUGAGAAGUUCUUGAAGAAUUUUAUUGUGAAGAAAAUGUGGGUGGAUAAGGAUAAGGAUAAGGGAAAGAGACCACAAAUUGAUGAUUUGGAAGUUCUUUCGGAAGAUGAUGAGGAGGUGUGGGAUCAACUGGAUUAUGAAAGGAGCUUCAAUUUCCGGUAUGAAGAAGGUACCGGGGAUAGGAUUUUGGGUCAUUCGAGGGUUAUUGACGGCGCAGUUAGGAAGAAGGUGAAUCGCAGAGAAGAGCAAAGGAAGCGUAGGGAGGAUAGAAUGGCUGAAGCUAAUAAAAGGAAUAGAGAGGAACUGAAGCAUUUGAAGAAUUUAAAGAAGAAAGAGAUUAUGGAGAAACUUGACAAGAUACGGGCUAUUGGUGGUUUGACGGAGGGUGAAGCUUGCGCACUUGAUCUGGAUGAUUUAGAAGAUGAUUUCGAUCCUGAGGAAUAUGAUAAGAAGAUGAAGAAAACCUUUAAUGAUGAUUACUAUAAUGCGGAAGAUGCAGAUUUUGGGAACGAAGAGGAUGAUGAAGAUGGCGAUAUUGAGAAGCCUGAUUUUGAUAAAGAAGAUGAAUUGCUUGGACUACCGAAAGAUUGGGAUGUAUGUGGAACUGGUGAUGGUUUUGCAGCAGUCAGGGAAAGAGUUUUAAAAUCUAAGGCAGGUAUAGAAGAUGUUGAGGAUGAGGAGCAUGAUGAUGAUGAGGAUGAUGAGGGUGAGGAGCAUGGUGAUGAUGAUGAUGAUGCUGGCGACGACGACGGCAACGAGAGUGAUCCGGAAGAGGAAGAGAAGCCAGAAGAAGGUAAAAGAAAGAGGAAACGUAAACUUUCUUUACGGGAGAAGCUUGCCCUUGAUAAAGACCUGAAUGAGUACUAUAAGUUGGAUUAUGAAGAUACAAUUGGAGACCUUAAGACACGAUUCAAGUAUGCACAAGUUCCACCUCUAAGAUUCGGAUUGAGUGGUAAGGAGAUCAUUUAUAUGGACGACAAAGAGUUGAAUCAGUAUGUACCUCUGAAAAAGAUUGCGCCUUAUACUGAAGUUGAAUGGAAGGUCCCAAAGAAGUUGAGGAACCAACUGAAAAUUAAAAAUAAGUUAAUGGAACAAGAAGCUUUAUCCAAACAUGAGAAGCGUCCUAAGACUCAUGGCUUGAAGGGGUCAAGGACUGUGGAACCAGUUGCCGAGGAGGAAAAGAUAGUCCAAGAGGAGAAAGUAAAUGGUGAUGCGGGUGAACUCUCUAGGAAGCAGAAGAGAAAAAUUAGGCAGCAAGAAGUUAAACCCUCUAAACAAAGACUCGCAACAUAUGGAGUUGGCGAUCCUAAACCUAAGAAGAAAAAGAUCUGAUUUAGUGAUGUUUGUAGGGUACAGCGAGGAGAGGAGAUAGUUGAUAGAGACAACUUCAGGUCGUGGGUGUAGAACCUAAAUGUUGUAUCAUUCCACUAAAGAGGCAUCUACCCUUUACUAGUGCAUUCCAUUGUUAUGUUUGGCAGCUGAAGUUCUUGUUUCGACUGUCCCAUGCAACAGAAUAUACGCGAAAAUAUUGGCUGUAGUUGCUGAAGCUUGAGGUAACAUUGAAGAUAGGUUCAUCGUACUGCAUUAUCAUCGCUCUUUCUGGGUUACAAGUACGAACUGGUGGACACACUGGCUUUGUUUUUAAUUCAUUGUUAAUGUUCGUGUAAACUGCUGAGGAAUUCAAUUUAGUUUGCUAGGCCUAGUACUCUUUUUGUCCUGCAGAUUUUUUCUUUUAUCUCAGGAGAUUCAGUUUUCUUUAUACCAAGUUCUACUCAUUAUUCUUUAUAGCUGAGACAAUAAUUCGUUACUUGGAGAGCUCUAGCUUUGGUUCUGUUUA